Armigeres subalbatus is the source of this 1513-nucleotide messenger RNA. It is a transcript of the gene FeCH, whose product is annotated as ferrochelatase, mitochondrial. The transcript is spliced from 4 exons. Gene Ontology annotation, molecular function: protoporphyrin ferrochelatase activity. The record is from RefSeq and is a predicted model, not a curated record. Gene Ontology annotation, cellular component: mitochondrion. NCBI's taxonomy places the organism in Eukaryota, Metazoa, Arthropoda, Insecta, Diptera, Culicidae. Gene Ontology annotation, biological process: heme biosynthetic process. Bases 245 to 1420 code for a protein of 391 amino acids.
UUAAUUCGUCAUCACGAAACAGCUGUUUUAGCUUGGCGUCGCGGUGCCAUUAGGGGGUCGUGAGAGGGCUUGGGAGUGUUGGAAAGAUAAAGAUAGGCAGUUGCAUGUAGAGUACGAGUUUUGCGUUUGCGAAGCAGAGAAAGAACAAUCAUCAUUGGUGACCGCCGACCCCGACCACUCAAGAUAACUGUGGAUUGCUGUUUCGUUAACAACGCUGCACUACUGCUGAAUAAAAUCAAUCAAAAUGUUGAAGAACAUUCUCGUUCCUAGAACUAAUUCAUUGGGACUCGGUACAAUGGCCUUAAUACGACAGCUGAGCAUUCAACCCACCCAAUGCUCCAAGCCGCGUACGGCGAUCGUGAUGUUAAAUAUGGGAGGUCCUCAAAACACGGAUCAGGUGCACGAUUACUUGCACCGGAUUAUGACUGAUCGCGAUAUGAUCCAGCUUCCCGUUCAAAGCAAACUGGGCCCCUGGAUUGCUAAGCGACGUACACCCGAAGUGCAGAAGAAAUACAAUGAAAUCGGAGGCGGAUCACCCAUUUUCAAGUGGACCAACAUCCAGGGUGAACUGCUGUGCAAACAGUUGGAUAAGGUGUCACCGGAAACGGCUCCCCACAAGCACUACGUGGCCUUCCGCUACGUGACGCCCUUGACGGAGGAUACCUUGAAGCAAGUGGAACAAGACCAACCGGAGCGGGUGGUCCUAUUUUCGCAGUACCCUCAGUACAGCUGCGCUACAUCUGGUUCCAGUUUCAAUGCCAUUUUUACUCACUACAAGUCAAACAAGAAUGGUCUGUCCAACGCCAAGUGGAGUAUUAUUGAUCGCUGGAGCACACACCCCUUACUGGCCAAGACCUUUGCCGAUAAUAUCCGGAAAGAAUUGGAAAAAUUCCCAGCCGAAAAGCGUAAGGAUGUUAUCCUGCUAUUUUCUGCACAUUCCCUACCGCUGAAAGCGGUCAAUCGUGGCGACGCGUACCCAUCCGAAGUAGGGGCCAGCGUGCAGAAUGUGAUGGAACAGCUCAACUACUGCAAUCCGUACUGCUUGGUGUGGCAAUCGAAAGUAGGCCCACUACCCUGGUUGGAACCGUUCACCGAUGAUGCCAUCAAGGGCUACGUUAAGCAGGGUAAGAAAAAUUUUAUCCUGGUCCCAAUUGCAUUUGUCAAUGAGCAUAUCGAGACGCUACAUGAGUUGGACAUUGAAUACUGCGAGGAAUUGGCCCACGAAGUGGGUGCUGAGAAGAUUGGUCGAGCGGCGGCGCCCAACGAUCACCCUCUGUUUAUCGAUGCCUUGACGGAUGUGGUGCAUAAUCACCUGAAGAAUGGAAAUGCGGUGAAUCCGAAAUUUCUACUCCGGUGUCCGUCUUGCGUUAAUUCCAAGUGCUUAUCAAGCAAACAAUGGUACCAGGAGUUAUGCAAUUAGAACUAAGUAUUUUAUUGAUUGUCAAAAAUAGUGGUGGAUGAUAGAAUCUUGUGUUAGUUGUUCUGUUACGUUAAUGGGAUGGAACUAAAACUA